Molecule: messenger RNA, 827 nt
Organism: Nanorana parkeri
Lineage: Eukaryota; Metazoa; Chordata; Amphibia; Anura; Dicroglossidae
Gene: LSM11
Product: LSM11, U7 small nuclear RNA associated
Exons: 4
Coding region: 107-763 (218 amino acids)
Biological process (GO): mRNA 3'-end processing by stem-loop binding and cleavage
Cellular component (GO): U7 snRNP
Molecular function (GO): U7 snRNA binding
Source: RefSeq, a predicted model, not a curated record
AGCAGCGCCCUCUAUAGGUCUAUCAGAAAACUUCCCUUUAACCCCCCUGUAUACGCUGUGAUGGUGCGAUGCCGCCAUCUAGUGUCCGCUUUGCGGUAUUUCACUCAUGGAACGGGACGCUCCGGCGUGCCAGGCCCAGGCCGGCGUCUCUGGUGAUCCGGUGACCGGGGAUGAAGACGAAGCGCCGGACAACAGCCUGGAUGUCAGCUCGGAGUCCUUCAACCCCCUGCUUCCCCUCUACAGUCUUCACACCUUACAUGAAGGCGGUCCUCUGGAAGUUCUCUAUCGCUGCGUGCAGGAACGGCUAAAGGUCAACGUUCACAUCCGUACCUUCAAGGGGCUGCGCGGCGUGUGCUCAGGAUUCGUGGUCGCCUUUGACAAAUUUUGGAACAUGGCCAUGGUGGAUGUAGAUGAGACAUACAGGAAGCCUGUGCUUGGGAAAGCUUUCUACAAUGAGCCCCAGCUGACCCUGACACGGUUGUUUGAUAGACUGAAGCUGCAGGAGUCGGGGUCACAGUCCUCUACACAUGAGACGGGCACAGACAGGAGGACGUCUAUCAGAGAUCACAGCAGAUCUUCCCUAGCACCAGGCGGGAGCACCGCCGUCCAGGAUCAAGGACAAUCGGGAAUCUCUGGCGAUAAACCCAAGCAGAGGGCUAGACGGCGGAAGGAGAAGACCGAUUAUCAGAAGGUGUACACACGCCACAUGAAGCAGGUUUUUAUUCGGGGGGAAAGUAUUUUACUGGUUCAUCUACCAUCAUGAGGACCUGUAUUAUAAGGACCCGAAUAUUAAUAAUCACUCCUCAGGGACAUGGAACAUGACUGUC